Molecule: messenger RNA, 2022 nt
Organism: Closterium sp. NIES-65
Lineage: Eukaryota; Viridiplantae; Streptophyta; Zygnematophyceae; Desmidiales; Closteriaceae
Source: the annotation of a GenBank genome assembly
AUGACCAUGCUGCAUCGUAGCUUCUCGCAAUUCUGCGUGCCGUCAACCGUCCUCCUCCCCCUAAUCGCCAUUGUCGCGUUCGCCACGGCAGGAUGCCUGGCCACUCCCCCACAAUCCAUCCUCCCGUACCAGCUACAAAUAUUCCGUCUCGACUUACAAUCGUCGGACACGUUCCGUCGGUCGCUCAUGCCGCUGCCAAUGGGCGACGAAACGGACGGUGCUGACGGCGACAUUAGCUCCAUCCGACGAAUCACGAGCGAAACCAGUUCGUCCAGCAGCAGCAGUGGAAAGAAGACAAAGGCGAAGAAGACGAAGAAGACAAAGAAGGCGAAAAAGACGAAGAAGUCGAGGAGGUACAGGAACGCGGUCGGGGCGACGGCAGCAACAUCAUUGGUGGCGAAGAAGAACACGGGGUCGCGAGGAAAAGCGCAGGCUACCCAGGGCGACUCGUUCCUGCAUGAAGCGAUUGCGAGUGCCAACGAGAAGGCGGGAAGUGCCGUCAAGGUGGUGCUGUCUGCUGACGUGACACUCACGUCAAACCUCCCUCAGCUAGAGUACAACGCCAUUCUCCAUAUCCAAGGCAAAUGCGGAGGCAAGCGCUGCGUAAUCAAGGGCAACGGCUUCAAAGGCUUCAACUGCGAUCCCGGCGCCGCGCUACAGCUCGAGGACCUCCACAUUGAAGGCUUUACCGGCGGCGCGAUCAUCGGCGAAUGCAGCGGCGUGGGCCUUGCGAAACCGCUCAUCGCUCGCCGUGUAACCUUCCGUGGUAACAGUAACACGCGAGGCGGAGCGAUUUCGCAGGAGCUCGCGACGAUCCAGAUCUCGGAGUGCCUUUUUGAGAACAACCAGGCGUCGUUGGAUGGCGGCGCGAUCUCGCUGCUGCGAAGCGGGUUUCUCGCCAUUUUCAACUCGACGUUCGUGAAUAACGUGGCGAGCGGCGGAUAUGGCGGCGCAGUGGCCGGUCAGGUUAACUACGUGCAGAGGAGCCGGUUCGAGGGAAACUCGGCGAAGCUAAACGGAGGCGCGAUCUACUCGACCGCGAUCGCCGGGCAGGCGCCUAGUAUCAUGCGGACGUCGUUUCAGGCGAAUGUCGCGAGGACGGGUGGCGGUGGUGCGCUGUUCGUGGGUGUGGAGGGUGGUGGGAGCGCGAAGCUGGUAACCCGUGUGUGCUAUUCGUCGUUCGCGAAGAACAGUGCUGUUUCGCCAACGGCUAGCGAUGAUAUUCUGGUGGAUGGCGUGGAGGGCGGGGGGAACGUGCUGCAGCUGUGUAGUAACCAGAAGCCGGACAUGGUGGCUCAGCAACCCAACGCCCAAGUUGUCCAGUCGUGCAAGGGGUGCUCUGGCUGCGGCGAUGGCGAUGACUGCAACGGCAAGGGCAAAUGCAUCUACGAUAAGGUGGACGGGACUCCCUCGUGCAAGUGCCAAGGCAGCUACUCCAAAGCCGCCUCCUGUGCUACAUGCGAGCUCGGCUACAGCCUUGCUUCUGACUGCAAUCUCUGUAUGGCCGGUUUCAUUCCUGUCACUACCUCAUCUCGCUCCUCUUCCUCCGCCUCCUCUACCACGUCCUCCGCCGCGAUAGCGAAGAAAGGAACUGCUACUAACGGGAAUGUGAAGUGCAAGACGUGUCCGGCUCUCAAGGCGAUUAGUGACCUGGACGUGUACCGGAUUAUUGGCGGUGCGCGUGUGUCAACCCAAGCUGCGUGCGCGGACAUGUGUGCGUCGAGCCGGAAUAUCCAAACGUACGAGGGGGAUAAGCUUUCUUGCGAGAGCUGGGUGUGGAUUCCCAAGGGCUCGCCUGGUGCUGCUAAGAGCAAGAGCAGCAAGAGCACCGGCAGUGGCAGCGGUGGCGGUGGCAGUGGAGGGAAGAAAAAGGGUGUGGCGGAGUGGGAGAGUGAGUGUGCGGGUUUCUGCGUGAUGCGGCAUACGGACGGAGCGUGUAGUAAUGGGACUGCUGUUCUGAGGACUGCAAAUGGGUACUCGUACUAUGUUGGGUCGUUCGACGAUGGCAGCUGCCAGGCAUGA